CCCCGCCGCGUCCCAGCGUCCCCGCGUCACUGCGCCCUCGGGCGCGCGGCUCCGCGCCGACACGAACGGGGGGCGGAAGGGGAGGCCCCGCACGCCGCCGCCGCCGCGGUGGACAGGGCCUAGCGCUAAAUUCAAAACGCACGCGAGGGCCCCGCUGCGCGCAGGCGGCUGGCUGGCCCCGGAAGCGGAACGCCGCGGGCUCGGCGCGCCGCCCCCUCGGUGCCCGGAGUAGGCCCUUCUCCCGCCACUGGCGGCUCCCGAGCAGGCGGCGCGCGCCUGGGGCCCCGGGAGCAGCGCGCGGCAUGGCGGCCGGCGGGGAGCGCGGGGGCGCGGGGCUCCCCCGCCAGUACGUGUUCCUGCUCCCAGAAUGUUUGAAAGAUGCUCCAAAGAUCAAAAGCGGGCUAAUGUUUGUAAAAUUGGCUAACCCAUGUUCAGGGGAAGGAGCCAUGUACUUGUUCAGUAUGUGUCUGCAGCAGCUGUUUGAAAUAAAAAUUUUCAAGGAAAAACACCACUCUUGGUUCAUAGAUCAGUCAGUUCAGUCAGAAGGACAUCUCCACUUUGCCACACCAAUGGAUCCCUUAUUUUUGGUUCUCCACUAUCUCAGAAAGGCUGAUAAAGCGGGAAAGUUUCAGCCACUAGAUCAAGUGGUAGUAGAUGACAUGUUUCCGAAUUGUGUCUUGUUGCUGCAGUUUCCUGAACUGGAGAAGUUACUUUGCCAUGUGACAGAGGAAAAAGAAAUAGAUGGCAAGAAAUAUUACAAAUACAGCAAAGAGAAGACAUUAAAGUGGCUGGAAAAAAAGGUUAAUCAGACUACAGCAGCAUUAAAAGCCAGUAACAUCACUGUUGGAGCCCGGGUACAGUCAGCUGCCUUUUUACCUGGUGACCAGGUGUCCAGAGAUAAGGAAGAGGAUUAUAUUCGUUAUGCCCAUGGUCUGAUAUCUGAAUACAUUUCUAAAGAAUUAAGUGACAACUUAUCUAAAUACUUAAAGCUUCCAGAACCUUUGCCUUCAUUACCAAACCCUCCAUCAAAGAAAAUAAAGUUAUCAGAUGAGCCUGUAGAAGCAAAAGAAGAUUACACUAAAUUUAACACUACAGAUUUGAAGACUGACAAGAAAAAUAGCAAAGUGACUGCAGCUCAGAAGGCUUUGGCUAAAGUUGACAAGCGUGGAAUGAAAAGUAUCGACACCUUUUUUGGUGCAAAACUUAAAAAAAAGAAAUGAAACUUUGCAAAAGAAAUCUAGCAACAAUUUAUUUCUGCUUUUUACAUGUUCUGUUUUCAUCUUUCUUCACUGCCUCAGUACUUCCAGAUCCUUAAUUGCCAUCUUUUGCAGGGGGAAAAGAGGCCCAACAGAGAUGCUGAAGGGCAAUUUCAAAUUCACUUCAACAUUUCUUUUUAUUUAAUUUUUGUGUUCCUGAACAAAAUAUGGGGAAGUAGUUGUAUAACUUCAUAGCUGUUGUUGGCCUUUGGAGACUUGUUUGAUGUAAUGAAGAGUAGUCAAGUGAAUUGAAUUAACAUGUAGCAGCACAGUUUGCUCAACUGACAUGACUUUAUUUGAGUGUGUUCCUCUUAUUUUAUGCGACUUUGUCACAGAAUAGCUGUAGCAAUACUGUUUUCAAUAUACUGAGAGACACCGUAUAACAAAGCUCUCAGGUAAACUGUGACCUUUCAAAAGGCUUUGGUUUUUGGUAACACUUCUGUUUGGUGUUAUUUUUCUGUUUUUAUGACUGUAUGUUCGUUGUAGAAAAUACAGAAAGUAUGAAACAAAAACUAUAUCUCUCAGCUUUUCAUUACUCAGAGAUAAAGUGUUGCAUUUUCUUGGAAUACUAAUUUUUAAAAAAGAAUAGUAUUAAUUUUAUAAUUUUAUAUAUAUUUAUGUUUUUUAGACAUUAUUUUAUGAGCAUUUCCCCAGUCUACUAAGUAUUCUUCCUAAAAUGCUGUUUUAAUGACAGUGUAAUUUUCCAUUAUUUGGAUAUUUGAUUACUUGAUAACCAUGAUACAAUUUCAAACAUUUAGAAUUAUUUCUAAAUGUUUAUGAUUAUAAAUAAUGUUGUGAAGAAUCAGAUUAUAUGUAAAUAUUUGCCCACAUCUUUUGUUGUUUCCUUAGACUUUUUUUUAGAUGUGGGCUUACCUGGGUCAGAAAUAUGAAGUUUUUCCAAUUUUUGGUAAUGUAUUUCACAGAAAGCCUUUAAAAUAUUUCAUUCUAACAAAUUGUGUGUGUGUUAUCUUUUUCAGUUUCACUUUGUUAUCUUUGUUAUAUUUGCCAAAUAAAUGGAAAAAAAGGCAUUUUACCGUGGUUGUAAUUUGUAUUUCCCUGAUU
Choloepus didactylus (southern two-toed sloth) is the source of this 2318-nucleotide messenger RNA. RefSeq names its product ribonuclease H2 subunit B (gene RNASEH2B). The record is from RefSeq and is a predicted model, not a curated record. NCBI's taxonomy places the organism in Eukaryota, Metazoa, Chordata, Mammalia, Pilosa, Megalonychidae. Bases 303 to 1220 code for a protein of 305 amino acids. Gene Ontology annotation, cellular component: ribonuclease H2 complex; nucleoplasm. The transcript has 11 exons. Gene Ontology annotation, biological process: ribonucleotide metabolic process; RNA catabolic process.